Messenger RNA from Diversispora eburnea, 3201 nucleotides. NCBI's taxonomy places the organism in Eukaryota, Fungi, Glomeromycota, Glomeromycetes, Diversisporales, Diversisporaceae. The record is from the annotation of a GenBank genome assembly.
AUGUCUGGUAAUUCUAGAAAUUCCAGAGGGCGCCAAAACAAUCAAAACAUUUCACUGAAUAAUAAUAAUAGGAAUCCUCGUAGAAAACCAUCUGUGCAACCUAGCGCUGAAGAAAUUAAACAAAUUCAAAAUGACCAACGCCAGAGUAUAUCUGAGAAUUUUUCAUCAUCAGAAUUAACAUAUGGAGGAAGCGAUAAAAUAAUACAAAUUCCUCUCGGAAUUGAAUUUGAUAGAAUGUGGAAAAGAAUGAUAAAAAAGGAACUGAAAAAUCAACAUAUGAUGAGACGUUUUAUAUGUUCAUGCCUUGUAACUGCAGAUAAAGAAGUAGGAGACGAAGUCGAAGGAUUAGUUGCUGAUUUGGGAUCUCCAGAAGGAAUGUCCCGAAUCAGAGAGAUUGUAAUGUUUGAAAUGUCUGUUGAUGCAGGAUUAAGAUCAGGUGUCGCGUCAUUUCAACGUGUAAUUUUGCCUUUCUUGGCUCUAUUAACACGCAAGGCAAUUUCAAAUUGUACCCUUGAGCGAUUCGGUCAAUUUUUUUUAGUUAUUGUGCGUUUAGUAAAUGAACUUUUGAAACGAUUUAAAAAUGCAUCAAUAGAAGAAACAAUGAUCAAUAUUGGUGAAAAGCUUGAAAGAUUAAAAAAUGAAUGGAAAGAUUCAUUUGAUAAUCCCACUGCAGAAUUACCUUCUGAUCCACUUGCAACAAAUGAUAUUCAAAAACAAUACUUUUUCUUAGUUUUGGAUAAAGAAUUCGAUCGCAUGAAUGGCAUGUUACAUAAAAAAAAAAUAGUUAGAAAUGUUAAUCAUUCGAGAGAAGCGACAUCUGAGAAAAGAUAUUAUGAUAAAAUUGCGCGCGAUAUAGAUCUAGUAAGAAUUUAUGAUCCUCCAGGUGAACUUUCGGAAAACGGGCCACGUCACAAUAAUGAUUUUUCGGAAAUAUCUAAGAUUUCCAUUAUCCCUACUACGGAUGAAAUUCUAUGCAAACGGGAACCCUAUUUGCCCAAUAUAAGUGGAAAUGAUAAGUUGCAUCAUCUUCCUAGAGGUGCUGCUCGUUUAUUAGAUAGACAAUUUCGAUUGCUACGAGAAGACAUGUUGAACGCUUUCCGAACAAUUAUUGCGGAUAAAAAUAAUGGUUUUUAUUUUCGCGUUGCAUUUACUCCACCAUCCACGAGAAUGUCCACUAAAUCUGUAACAGAUCGCAAAAUGUAUUGGCAAAAAGCAAAAAAACUUGGAUAUGGGAAUUUAGUUUGUCUUCUUUGGCCAAAUGAAGAUAUUCAUAACUACGUGGGAAAUUCAAAUUCGGCUAUUUCAUCAAAAUAUUCGAUAUAUUUUGGCACUAUUGCACAUAGAGAUGAAAAUAUUUUGGCAAAAAAUCAAGAAUUUGCUGAAAUUGGUAUCAACUUUAUUGACGCUUCAUUAUAUACGACUGCCAUGAAAGAUAUUUCAUUUAGACAUAAAAAUAAAAACAAAAGAGAUAUUGGCUAUAGGUUUUUGGUUGAGUCAACGGAUCUUCUUUUUGAAAGUUUUAAAAUUAUAUUGAAAACAUUGCAAGAAACUGAACCUUCAGAUGUUCCCUUCGAAAAAUAUCUUGCUCCACAAUUUGAAUAUAUAUCAAAUGAACCAGCUUUUGUGGAGCCACCUAUAUAUGCAAGAGCACCAGGUUUUAGAUUUAAUCUUUCUACUUUACUUUAUUCGCAUGCAAGAAAUCAAGACGUUUAUUUAAAUGUUAAUGACCGACGGUCCCAUAAUAACGUUAUAAGAAGUCUUGUAAGUCAUAGUACGCUUGAUGCGACGCAAGCUAAAGCGCUUGUAUCAUCUUUAUGCCGUGAAAUUGCAUUGAUUGAAGGACCACCAGGAACAGGAAAAUCAUAUAUUGGCGUCGGAAUAAUGCGAGCAUUGUUAGCUCCUGAAAACCGCCGAGCGACAAGCAUUGGACCCAUUCUGACAAUAUGUUAUACUAACCAUGCGUUAGACAACUUUCUUAAAGAUCUCUUAGAUGUUGGUAUAGAUAAUAUUGUACGAAUAGGUUCGAAUUCUAGAUCUGAAACUUUUCGCCAAUUUAAUCUUGAAGUAAUAUGUCGAAAUCGACAACGUCAAAAUAAGUGGUUAAUAGGAAAGGCCUAUCAUGAUCUUGAUGGAAUUAUAAAUAGUGCAUUAACUUUUAAUAAACAAUUAACGAAUAGAUCCUUAGAUUUGGAACAGUCCAGUGUGGCCUUGUAUUUUGAUUUAAAUUAUCCUGAUCACCAUCGUAAUUUAAAGCACCCUGAAAUUCCAGAUUUCCUGUUGGAUAAUGUUAAUAAUGGUGACGAAUGGAAAACGGCUAACGGAAAAAACAAAACAAAAACAACUUCAAUAAUUGAGCAAUGGUUGAAUGGAGACGAUUUGACAGCGGCAAGAAAAUUGAAGGAAUCCCUUAUGAAUCCAAGUAAAAAAUCGAAGAAGGAAGGAAAAAAGGAAGAAAAGGCAGAGACAAAUAGAUUUAUGGUGCUCGAUGAUGAUGCGACAAAUGAAUUUAUGCCGCUCGAUAAUUUAUUUACAGAAGAUCCAAACACAUUUCUUAAGAAUUGGAUUCGAACUUGGCAAAUGCCAAACACAAAGAGGAGUUUAGAAGAAUUAAAGUUCGAUUGUAAUGUAUGGAGAAUGUCCAAAGAAGAACGUAUAAAGUUACAUGAUUUUUGGAGGGAAGAAAUUAAUUCUGAAACUAUCGAGGAACUUUCGGAUAUUCAGGAAAGAUAUGUAAAAAAGAAAAAAGAAAUUGAAGAUGUUUAUAAUGAAGGUCGACGUCAAGUUCUGCUUAAAAGUGAUGUCAUCGGAAUGACGACUACAGGCGCAGCUAAAUAUCAUGAACUUAUAAAAUCAAUUGAGCCGAAAAUCAUUAUUUGUGAAGAAGCAGGAAAAAAUUAUGGAUUGAAUAUUAGUUUAUUUGAACGUCUUGUACAUGGAAACCAGUCAAUGCGUUUAGAAAGAACUCAACUUUUAACCCAAAGACGUAUGAGAAAUGAGAUUUCUGAUUUAAUUAGAAAAACACUUGACUUUUAUUCGGAAUUGGAAGAUCAUCCAUGUACGAAUUACCCUAAUGUCAAAGGGAUGCAACAUAAUGUAUUUUUUAUGCAUCAUUCUAAUCCUGAGGAUUCGGUAAAAAAUGAAUUCGCUGUUCAAUCACAUUCAAAUAAAUUCGAAGUUGAAAUGGUAGUAGAAAUGGUUAAG